AUGGGAGUUUUAGACCUUCUUGUGAGACUCAAGCCGACCUCACGUAGACUUAGAAGUAUUCUUAUACUUGGUUUGGACAAUGCGGGAAAAACUUGUAUUCUAAAGAAAUUAAGUGAUGAUGACACCUCUAAAACAAUGCCGACACAAGGAUUUAAUAUUAAGACUCUUACAGCUGGCCGUCUUAAGCUUAGUGUGUGGGACAUUGGAGGUCAUCAGUCUAUUCGUCAGUAUUGGAGACAUUACUUUGGAGAGACAGAUGUUCUUAUAUUUGUUAUUGAUGCAGCCGAUUUACAACGAUUAGAAGAGGCACAAAAAGAGCUUCAUCACAUAUUGGAGGAAGAGAAAUUAAAGAAUAUACCAUUGUUAGUAUUUGCGAACAAACAAGACCUUCUGGGAGCUGUUUCAGCGGAUGAGGUCGCCACUAUUUUGCGUUUAAAUGAUGUUAAAGAUCGUAGUUGGCAUAUCCAGCCAUGUUCUGCAAAAACCGGGGAAAAUUUGGAUGUUGGUGUAGCAUGGAUAGUAGAACAGCUGGGAAAUAGUCAGCAGAGACGGUAG
Molecule: messenger RNA, 555 nt
Organism: Trypanosoma theileri
Lineage: Eukaryota; Euglenozoa; Kinetoplastea; Trypanosomatida; Trypanosomatidae
Product: ADP-ribosylation factor 3
Exons: 1
Coding region: 1-555 (184 amino acids)
Biological process (GO): cilium assembly
Cellular component (GO): cytoplasm; microtubule cytoskeleton
Molecular function (GO): GTP binding; GTPase activity
Source: RefSeq, a predicted model, not a curated record